CCGUAGAAGGACAAUCAGCAGGCAGUAAAAGAAGCCUUUUGAGCUUCAAAACUUUCCAUUCCAAUACCCAUUCUUAAGAAAGAAGAAAGAAUGGCUCCCUCCAAUUCUCCUCUUAAGAAGAAGGAGAUUGCAUCCUCCGUUGCUCAUUGGGAGGACCUCAACCCUGAAAUACUUGCUUUGAUACUAGUUCGACUCCCACCUGACCAAAGGGUGGGACCCGUGUCGUUGGUGUGCAAGUCCUGGUUGGCAUGCGUUGCUGGACCCUGCUGCUGGUCCCAAAUCGACAUCCAACAAUGGUGUAGGCGGCAGGACCGCUCCGUCGAUCGAGUUGACUCAGUGGUGCGCAAGUUGAUUAAGCGUAGUAAAGGCACAUUUCGUCUGCUGUCUGCUUACAAGCUCGGAGAUGCCGGUUUCGCUUUCGCUGCUAACUGUGGGAGAUACCUUAAGGAACUGCGAAUUCCCAUGAGUGAUAUCACUGACAAGAUGGUGGAAAAGCAUGCUGGAUCACUAACUAAUUUGAUGCUCUUGGACAGUUACUGUUUGAAGAUCACAUGCCAAGGGCUUGUAGCAUUAGGAGAGAACUGCAAAUCCUUAACUCAUCUGAGGAGAAAUAUGCCACCACCAGAAUGGGGGAGGCCAGUGAAGAGAAAUUCUUCACGCUUGAAUGAUUGUGAAGCAUUGGUCAUUGCCAAUACAAUGUCAGGGCUCCAGCUUCUUGAACUUGUUUUUGGCUCCUUUGGAGAUUCUGGUCUUAAUGCCAUCCUUACCAAGUGCAAGGCUCUUUCCCAUCUUGAUAUUCAAGGCUGCUGGGGUGUGGAGCUGAAAGAUGAUCUAGAGGAUAGGUGCCUGCAGCUUCGGUAUUUCAAGAGCCCCUGGAUUGAUGACUAUGUCAACGAAAGUGAUGCGGAUGAUGAUGAAGAAUUUGCUAAUUUGCUUCUACGGAUUCAGAAUCUGAUUAGUCUAGAUUUUAUAUUACACAGAUUACAGAUUUUUGCAGAUACAGAGCCAAAAGUUUCGGUUUCUAAAGCAUAAAUGCUCAAGUUAACAAUUCAAAAAAAAAAAAUUCACUGAUUGAAAUUGGCACC
Hevea brasiliensis (rubber tree) is the source of this 1085-nucleotide messenger RNA. RefSeq names its product F-box protein FBW2. Lineage: Eukaryota; Viridiplantae; Streptophyta; Magnoliopsida; Malpighiales; Euphorbiaceae. Gene Ontology annotation, molecular function: protein binding. The record is from RefSeq and is a predicted model, not a curated record.